Nematocida minor is the source of this 753-nucleotide messenger RNA. RefSeq names its product transcription initiation factor TFIID subunit 7. The transcript has a single exon. Gene Ontology annotation, molecular function: RNA polymerase II general transcription initiation factor activity. Bases 1 to 753 code for a protein of 250 amino acids. Gene Ontology annotation, biological process: transcription initiation at RNA polymerase II promoter; RNA polymerase II preinitiation complex assembly. Gene Ontology annotation, cellular component: transcription factor TFIID complex. The record is from RefSeq and is a predicted model, not a curated record. Lineage: Eukaryota; Fungi; Microsporidia.
AUGGAGGACCAGUUCAUCAUACGAACGCCAGAAAGCAUUCGAGAGAAAGUGAACAACGAUGUAAAGAACGGGGUGAUUAACAAACUAUCGAUAAAAAUGAUAUCAGCAAAAGAAGGAAUACUUACCUACGAGAACAAAACGUACACGGGAUACAUAGCAGACCUGCCGUGCAUAAUAGAGUCGCAUAAGACGCUUGACAACCGGCAGUUCAUCAAAAUAGCAGACAUAUCAAAGAUAUUCGUGUUCUCAGACGAUGCCUCAAAGGCACAGGAGACAGCAGAAGAAGCAUCGCUUUCGGGCAUAACGCCUCCGAUGAAGUACGUAAAGACAAGGCGGUUCAGAAAGAGGCUGACAAAAGCCCCAAUAAUCGAGGAAAUAGAGAAGGCAGUGAGCAGUCUUCUGCAGAAAGACAAGGAAGCCAUACGGAUAGAUGUGCAGCUGAUAAACAAGAGCGGAAGCGAGUCAGAGGAAGACGUGUCGUCACUGGCAGCAGAGAUAGAGCUGAACCUCCUGGAAAGCGAGAAGAACACACAGAACAGCAUAGAGUACCAGGAAGCAGCGCCAGAGGAGCUGAAAGAAAAAGAGAGCCAUCUGAAAGAGAUACUGGCAAAGAUAGAGGAAAAGAAAGAACAGAUCAACAAAAUAUCCAACCCAAUAUUGAAGAAGCGAUUCCAAGAGAACAUACAGCAGCUAAUGCAGGAGAAAGAAGAGAUUGAAGAAGAAAUAAGAAAGCUGACAGAUAAGACGGGAUAG